Molecule: messenger RNA, 4869 nt
Organism: Polychytrium aggregatum
Lineage: Eukaryota; Fungi; Chytridiomycota; Chytridiomycetes; Polychytriales
Exons: 22
Coding region: 284-4753 (1489 amino acids)
Source: RefSeq, a predicted model, not a curated record
GGAGACGAUGGGCAGACAUCAGAUCCACGAAUCGAACCAGACGAGACCGGCAGCAGGCUCAUGAUCGGGUUCUGGUCGGUGUCGAUUGAGAGUGUGCGCACUGGCCGGGCCGGAGAGCGAGAUACGGCGAAAUUGCGUCGGCAGCAGGACAGAGCCCCUCGCCUGUCGGCAGAACCAAGCGACAGAUGGCCCCAUCAUCGACAUCGGCUCCUCGCCCAAACCUUCCCAGCGGCGCAUCGGAGCAUUUAGCACCAGACGCUUCUCGGCAGGCAACCCUCCAGGAAUGACCAACUUCACCAUCCCGGAGAAGGAGCCGGGCAAGGAGCGGGACAGCAUGGUCGCUCGCAGCAGCGUGCCCGCAGAUGAAGACGACCAGGAUGCAGGCGGCGACGGCAGCAGCAGUUCGCUCGGGAACAUGGCCGACGCGACCGGCGAUGAUAAUCCGUCGCAUUCGCCCCCGAACCGAGGGUCGACGAGCUUCAGAGAGGCCUCAGAAGGAAGACACUCCAGCGGCCAUCGGACCGACGGAAGCCACUUCAACAGCACCGACAACUCGUCGUCCGUCGGUGGGGAGCUGAUCGAUAUCACUGCGAAAAAGUCCAAAGUGAAGGAGAUUUACGAAGUUGUGUACCAGCUGCUCUUCCUGAUGGUGGUUGGCAACUACCGAGCCUCCACGCUCUUCGCAGUGGCCUCCAUCAUCGGCGAGGACAUCCAGUUGCUGACGUACUUUUUCUCGUCGCUCGCGGCCAUGUACUACCCCAUCCCGAGCUUCAUCACCACCCUGACCUCGAUUCCCUACAGCACCUUGACAACGUCGCAGUUCCAGAUCUACUUUUGCUGUGCGACGGUCGCGUGCUUUCUCUUCGUGGCGAAUGUCGCAUACGUUGCCUGGGGGACGGUGAGAGGACAGCACAAGAAAAUCUGGCCCAUCUCGACCCUGAGAGUGGCUGCGAGUGUCCUGCCAACGCUCUUCUACUCCCCCAUCAUCAACAUCCUGGUCACUCCAAUCCAAUGCGAGUGGCAGAGCACAGGCUCCGGCUCACAGACACAAAUCGUCUCGAACCUGGGAUGCUACGACUUCCAGCGGCUGCUGUUUCUCUCCUUCUCGGGACUAGCAGGGCUGCUGUUCAUUCCGACAUCGUGUGCGAUGAUCAGUGUGUACUUGGACAUGAAUCCGUGCCUCAAGGGCAAUCGGAACAAGUCGCACGGCCGAGUGGAUCUCAUCUACAUCGCUCUCAAGACGAUCUUGAUUUGCUGCUGGCGCUUCGUGCCGAGUCCGAUCAUUCAGUUUGCAGUGGGCUAUUGCACCUGCACAUUCAUGUUCUUGUCCAUCAUGUUCUACCAGCCAUACUUCAAUGCUCGCUUCAACCAGCUGCGCGCCGCCAACUACUGCGCCUCGAUGUUCGCAGGAGCUAUGAGUCUGAUCGGCGUCGGCGUUUCAACUUAUGGAUCAGUGUCUUUGCCGUGGUUUUACACGAUCCUGAUGGUGAUUGUGGUGCUCAUCGGAUACGCUACCGGAUGGUACUUUUGCGAGUUCAUAUACAUCCGUGUCCAGGAAGAGGCUCGCAGGGCCCUUGAAAACAUGUACUCGAACGUGCACUCCAGCCAGUACGAGGACGACACGAUCAUAUUCAGGUUCUGGCCGCACGUCGAGAUGACUGCCCGAUUCAUUGUCGAGGCGCUCGACAACAGAAGAAGGAGGGUUGACAUGGCCAAAUUUGGCGAAGUCAAGCGUAUCUUCAAGCGCGGACUGCAGGAGUUCCCGGAAGAAGCGUACAUCCGCCUCCAAUACGCAACAUAUCUGUUCCACCUGACCAACGCUCGCCAAGAGGCGCUGAGGUCUCUGAAGCGCAUCAAGUCGCUGGAUCCUUCGUUCGACGUCUCCUGUCAAAUACACUUUUUGAACCAGAUCAAUCAGCAAAUGGCCGAGUCCGAGUUUCUUGGCUCUGGAGUCCAGCUGGAUGUCACAAGCUUUGCCGAUUUUCAAAAGAGCCACCGGACAGCUACACGCAACCACCAGAUUGCGAACGCAUAUAUAACCAAGUUUUGGUCAACCGUGGUGGACAAGAAAACGACUGUCUUUGAUGUCGAGAGCGUUGGUCUGAGGCUGUACUCGACCUCCCAGAAAGCGGAUAAUGCAUAUCUGUCCCUGGUCAGCCGAUUCCCGAAGAGCCAGUAUUUUCUGAGAAUGUACGCAAAGUUUUGCUUUGAUGUGACCAACGAUAUCGAGAAGGGAAACGCACUCGUGGAAAAGGCCGAUUUCCUCGAGGGCGAAGAGCAAGCUGACGGAUCUGUCGACGAUUUGCACAACAUCAUGACCCUGGAGAGGGAACCACGCUCCAGUCCACAGAAAUCGCAAGCUUCUCGACUCAGUCGUGUCCCCGAAGAACGAGCAUCGGUUGCGCAGAGAGUCAGAAAUAUGGACAAGCACGAAUCCCGAAGCCAGGCGCCCUCGUCAACCGGCACGACGUCGGCGGACGAUUACAAGGCCAUGCAAGAGCGAAUGCGAAUGCGAUCGCAGCUCAUCAUCAAGCGUAACCGCGACAUGAAGUCGCUAACGAUUGCGUCAAACAUCAUGGGGCUGAUGAGCUUGGCGGCGGCUGUCACCAACUCGAUCCUGUGUGCACACUUACUGCAGUACACCAUAUUCGGCACCAAAAUUCUGCAAGGACUUCAUUCUCGUGAAAGGUUCAGUGCCUGGAUUCCAUAUCGCGCGAGGGCACUGCAAGCGGCAUAUCUUGCCAACGACACAGCCACAUUCAAUCAACAACAACUUCUGCUGCGAUCCGAAAUGGAUCAGUACAACUACUGGACAGAUUGGCUGUUCUCUUGGUCUGAUAUUGAUCCAGCAACUUUUUCAUGGUACAACGAUCCCUCCAUCGCAGUCAACCUCACUGCGUAUCCGUAUGUCAACCAGCCAUUUCAAGAGAUAGUGAGCGGGUACGACUUGACCAAGAGACUGGCGUCCAGCGGAUACGAUCUCAGCUACAAGAGCUUCUCGGCCUUUGCAAACAUAUCCUAUGACAGCUCGUUCAGAUUUGUCAUGGACAACUUCCGGUACCUUCAUGUCUAUUACGACUACUCCAUGAACGACUGCUUCUUUGCGUAUCAAAGCGCCACAGCCGCUACAGCUGCAAACACAAUCACUGAGCUCACGAUAGUCUAUAUAUUGGUCGUCAUUGCGCUUGUGGUAAUUCUGGACUUUGGCGUAAUGUCGUUCCUGAAGCUCCAGCGGAAGGCUCUCUCGUUUUUCAAAGAGAUUCCAGCUCAAAUCAUCAAAGAACACAUCAACAAGAUCGAGCUUGAACGGAGUGAGGACAUUUUCUUUAACACCACCAACAACCUGGCUGUUGACAGCGAAAGUGUGAAGCAGUCGUUUGCCUCUGGAAAAUGGGGACUGCGGUUUCAAUACGGUCUGUAUGUCUUGGUGACAUGCACACUCGCCGGGGUGUUCUACUACAUCAAUGUGCUGUCUGUGAAUCAAAUGGGCGUCAACUUCGGUACAGUCGAUCAGUUCGGCGACAUGAUGACGUUCAACAUCCGAACCUUCACUUGCACCAAUGAGAUGCUCAUCCAGGACACAUUCACCUGGGGGAGCGAGCCUCAAAUACGUGCAUUCUACGACCAUGAAUUCCUAAAUCUCUACAUGAUCUACACGAAUAUGAUAUAUGGAAACCCAACGAAUAGUCCACCAACACUGCCCUUUGAGCUUUAUAGUUCAACGUUGUUCGGGGACUUGGAGAUGAGUUGCUUGCUGCUGAACCAGUCGGCAUGCUUCAAUCGCACGUGGAACCCUUCCAUGGGGAAUGUCAGCAGCAUGGUCAGCCACGGCAUUCCGUACUUGCAGAACUACAUCUACGGCAUCCAGAAUAGAUUCUACGAAGCGACGCUGGUCGGGCCCUUUGUGCCCGAUAACGCCACGAUCAGUCUGCUGCGAACCCUGCUCACCCCGGACCUGAUCGAAGGAUAUCAAAGAGCAGAGGCAUCCAUAUACGGAAACCUCGACGCCAACCUUGCAACCUAUCAGUGGUACAACAACAUCCUGUUGGCGGGCCAGAUCGUCAUCAUUGUUGUGGGCCAGUUCAUUGUGUUUCACCGGAUGAACACGCGGUUCCGCUUCGUCAACGACUGUGUCAUAGAUUUGAUAGUCAGACUUCCAGAGAACAUCCGAAAGCAUCCAGAAGUUGCAGAUAGGCUCGCACGCGGUCUGCAAAGCGAUGAAGUCGAGUGGUUUUACACUGUUUGGUACAGGAAAAUUAAGGACUGGCACGAGCGCCGACAGUGGGAGUGGCGAAGGAAGCUGGUCAAGCCGCAGCCCAAGCCGGAUGGUGCGAUGGCCCGUCGGUUCGAGUCGCCCGGUCGGUCUGACCAACUCGAGCGAUCCAAACCGCCUGUCAAGUUUGGAAGUGUCGAUCAGCUCACAAAGCCAUCAUACAUGUCCGCGUCGGGCACAUCGCCUGGAUCCAGUGUUGUUCAAGGGUCGAUCCUCCGAACCCAAACAGGCAGUCCGAGAAACAGCACACCCAAGCGGGUAUCGACGUCAUUCUCGGCGGCAGAGAGCGCGGAGCCGAGCCCCACCAAGGCCGAGCGAGGCAAAAGCCCGCUGUCCUAUUACCAGGCAGCCCAGCAGAACAGCCCGAACCUGAUUGUCAUCCAUCCAAAGCCGCGCUGGGGGGCGCCGGAAGUCAGGAAUGAUAAUGCGGAUGGCGGCCACGACAUCCAGGAGAGCGAGAACGAAAACCCAUUCGAGUGAGCCCGAUGGUCGGACACUCCCGCGCACCCGGACUACUCUUGAAAUGCACACGAUAUUCAGAACACUGAAAAAUCAGUAGAUCCAUCUAAUAGAAAACGGCCAACCUCCUAAGCACG